CUCCGAAUAGGCGCAACCACUGUGCGAAGAUUGUGAGGGGGGAGCGCUCACCCGGCGCCACACUCCCUUUAGCUACUUGUGGAGUGAUAGCCUGACUAUUUUUCUCGUUUCACGACUGCAUUUGGCGCCGCUCUCCACAAGUUAUUCAUCAUUAGAAGGCCUCUUAUCUCAAGGCUGACAAGGAUUCUUUUUCUAGUCGGACCCCUCUUUCCCCCCCGUGAAGGCCACAGUGGACGCGUCCCACCUCCCCUCGGCCUCCGGAGGUGGUUUGGCUGCCCCCUCCCCCUCCCCAGUGUCGCGAGUUGGCGCCGCUGCCACCCCCCGCUCCGCGCUCUCGGCCCCUCGGCCGGGCGGUACCGAGUCCUCCCGGCAUCCCCUCCUCUCCUCCCUUCGGCUGGCCCUUCCCCGCGGGACUGCCACCCCCACCUUCGCCCCAGCCCUUUUCUUUCCCCGCCGAGCCGCGGCGGCAGCAGCAGCAGCAGGAGGAGGAGCCGGAGCCCGGAGGCGGCGGUGGCCGGGGAGCCCAUGGCGUACAGUCAGGGAGGCGGCAAGAAGAAAGUCUGCUACUACUACGAUGGUGAUAUUGGGAAUUAUUAUUAUGGACAGGGUCAUCCCAUGAAACCUCAUAGAAUCCGCAUGACCCACAACUUGCUGCUAAAUUAUGGCUUAUAUAGAAAAAUGGAAAUAUAUAGGCCCCAUAAAGCCACUGCUGAGGAAAUGACAAAAUACCACAGUGAUGAGUACAUCAAAUUUCUACGUUCAAUAAGACCAGAUAAUAUGUCUGAGUAUAGUAAGCAGAUGCAGAGAUUUAAUGUUGGAGAGGAUUGUCCAGUGUUUGAUGGACUCUUUGAGUUUUGUCAGCUCUCAACUGGUGGCUCAGUUGCUGGAGCUGUGAAGUUAAACCGACAACAAACUGAUAUGGCUGUUAACUGGGCUGGAGGAUUACAUCAUGCUAAGAAAUCAGAAGCAUCAGGAUUCUGUUAUGUUAAUGAUAUUGUACUUGCCAUCCUUGAGUUACUAAAGUAUCAUCAAAGAGUCUUAUAUAUUGAUAUUGAUAUCCAUCAUGGUGAUGGUGUCGAAGAAGCUUUUUAUACCACAGAUCGUGUAAUGACUGUAUCAUUCCAUAAGUAUGGGGAAUACUUUCCCGGAACAGGAGAUUUGCGGGAUAUUGGUGCUGGAAAAGGCAAAUACUAUGCUGUCAAUUUUCCAAUGAGAGAUGGUAUAGAUGAUGAGUCCUAUGGGCAGAUUUUUAAGCCUAUUAUCUCAAAAGUGAUGGAAAUGUAUCAACCUAGUGCUGUGGUGCUACAGUGCGGUGCUGACUCACUAUCUGGUGAUAGGCUUGGUUGCUUCAAUUUGACAGUCAAAGGUCAUGCUAAAUGUGUAGAAGUUGUAAAAACUUUCAAUUUACCAUUACUGAUGCUUGGGGGAGGUGGAUACACAAUUCGUAAUGUUGCUCGAUGUUGGACAUACGAGACUGCAGUUGCCCUUGAUUGUGAGAUUCCCAAUGAAUUGCCAUAUAAUGAUUACUUUGAGUAUUUUGGCCCGGACUUCAAACUGCAUAUUAGUCCUUCAAACAUGACAAACCAGAAUACUCCCGAAUAUAUGGAAAAGAUAAAACAGCGCUUAUUUGAAAAUUUACGCAUGUUACCUCAUGCACCUGGCGUCCAGAUGCAAGCUAUUCCAGAAGAUGCUGUUCAUGAAGACAGCGGAGAUGAAGAUGGAGAAGAUCCAGACAAGAGAAUUUCUAUUCGAGCAUCUGACAAACGGAUAGCUUGUGAUGAAGAAUUCUCAGACUCUGAGGAUGAAGGAGAAGGAGGUCGUAGAAAUGUGGCUGAUCAUAAGAAAGGAGCCAAGAAAGCUAGAAUUGAAGAAGACAAGAAGGAAACAGAGGACAAAAAAGCAGAUGUUAAGGAAGAAGAUAAAUCCAAGGACAGUAGUGGUGAAAAAACAGAUACCAAAGGAGCCAAAUCAGAACAGCUCAGCAACCCUUGAAUUUGAGUGUCUCACCAAUUUCGGAAACCAUAAAAGAGUGAGAAAAUAUCGGGAAGAAAAAUUUUUUCUUUUUGAAGACUUCUGGCUUCAUUUUAUACUACUUUGGCAUGGACUGUAUUUAUUUUCAAAAUGGCUUUUUUUGUUUUUGUUUUCCUUGGCAAGUUUUAUUGUGAGUUUUCUAAUUAUGAAGCAAAAUUUCUUUCUCCACCAUGCUUUAUGUGAUAGUAUUUAAAAUUGAUGUGAGUUAUUAUGUCAAAAAACUGAUCUAUUAAAGAAGUAAUUGGCCUUUCUGAGCUGAUUUUUCCAUCUUUUGUAAUUAUCUUUAUUAAAAAAUUGUACUUGGA
Leopardus geoffroyi (Geoffroy's cat) is the source of this 2336-nucleotide messenger RNA. RefSeq names its product histone deacetylase 2 (gene HDAC2). The record is from RefSeq and is a predicted model, not a curated record. NCBI's taxonomy places the organism in Eukaryota, Metazoa, Chordata, Mammalia, Carnivora, Felidae. Gene Ontology annotation, molecular function: histone deacetylase activity. Bases 526 to 1992 code for a protein of 488 amino acids. The transcript has 14 exons.